AAACUUUGCAGGUGCGUGUGACGUCACGCGUUAACUCGUCUAGGUCAUUAAAUGAAAGUCAACUUGUAAUCGGGUUUUCGGGUUUCAAGGAAUACAAAAUGAUGUCAAAUGCGAAAACAAGUUUGCUUGAGUGUCCAGUUUGCAAAACUAGCCAUGUGCCAAUUAAAAGUCCCAUUGAAAAUGGUGUUUGUGCUUCAACAUGUUUGUACUGUGGGCACUUCUUCAAGUUCAAGGUCACCACUCCUGUAAGGUCAGAGGUCAUUUUAAAAGUAAAUGGCAAAGAAUAUACAGUUGACAAGUCCCUUGAUCCUGCCACAUCCCUGAAUGAGUUCCUACGGGACAAGCGUAUCUCCAUGGGAACAAAGUACAUGUGCAAGGAGGGAGGCUGUGGUGUCUGCGUUGUUAUGGCAGCAUCGGUCAACCCGUCUACCAAUGAUAUAGAAAGGAAAGCUAUCAACUCAUGCAUGUGCCCCGUUUUCAUGUGUGAUGGCUGGAGUAUCACCACCGUGGAGGGGCUGGGCAGUCAGAGGGACGGCCUUCACCCCAUACAAGACCGCCUUGACAAGUACAAUGGCAGCCAGUGUGGCUUCUGUAGCCCCGCCCAGAUCAUGAAUAUGUAUGCGCUGCUGCUGAAUGACACAAAGCCCAGCAAACAGGAGAUUGAGGACGCUUAUGAUGGAAUUCUGUGCAGGUGUACAGGUUACAGGUCCAUAUUGGAUGCUAUGAAGUCUUUUGCUGAUUCAAAAUGCUCACCAACUGACAUUGAAGACCUGGAAACCAAGACCUGCAGAAAGACUGGCAAGCCAUGUCCAGGCAAAUGUAGCAAUCCUGCCACACCUAAACCUGAGCGGCCCCUUCACCUGGUACUGGACAGUGCCCAGUGGUUCAAACCCACUACAUUGACCCAGCUGUAUGACCUUCUAAAUCAGUACAAGGAAAAAGACAUGAGGCUUGUUCUUGGAUGUACUGGAUUUGGUGUCUAUAAAGAUAUUGGUCCUUGGAAUUAUGAUAUACUCAUUGACUUACAUGGCGUAAAGGAUCUUUACCAGAUUGCUACCUCGCCCCAGCUGCAGAUUGGGGCCAAUGUGACCUUGACCUCAAUGAUGGUGACCUUGAGCUCUUGUGACCUUCCCAAAGACAAAUACCCAUACUUGGCAGAGUGUGUUAACUAUAUACAGAGAAUCGCUCACACCAAUGUCAGAAAUGCUGGCAGCUGGGCAGGAAAUCUGAUGAUGAAACAUAAACACCCAGAAUUUGUGUCUGAUAUGUUUGUAAUGCUGGAAACAGUCCGUGCACAGAUCUUCAUAAAUGGCAGCACAAGUGUAACAGCCAAUCAGCUGCUGGCCACAGACAUGACAGGGAAGGUCCUCACCCACGUUAUUCUGCCAAGUUUCUCGGCCAACACAGUUGUCAAGUUCUACAAAGUUGCCAAGAGGAGUCAGAAUGCACAUGCAUAUGUGAGUGUUGGUAUACUGAUGACAUGUGAUGCAAAUCUUGUUGUCCAAGAGAAACCAGCCAUUGUGUAUGCAGGAAUCUCCAAAACCUUUACUCAUGCCACUGACUUGGAGACUUUCCUACAAGAGAAGCAGCUGAGUGACCCAAGUGUGAUAGCAAAGGCCAUACAGAUAUUGAGCAAGGAGAUUGUUCCUGAGGCCGACCUGUUAGCAGGCAGCAUCCAGUUUCGCAAUAGUCUGGCUGUCAACCUUUUCUACAGAUUUGCAAUUUUCAUGCUGGGUGACAAGCUGGACUUGCGCUGCCGCAGCGGUGGAUUUCCCUUGGAGAGGCCUCUAUCCUCUGGCACUCAGACUUACUCUACAAAGACAGAGGAGUGGCCCCUUACUGAGCCCCUCCUGAAAGUCGAGGGAAAAUCACAGGUGACAGGUGAAGCAGUCUACAUCAAUGAUAUUGCCCCAGCUCCUGGUGAGCUGUAUGCAGCGUUUGCUCUCAGCCACAUGGGAAGUGCUCAGCUAGACAGCAUUGACUCAUCAAAAGCCAUGGAAAUGCAAGGCGUGGUGAAGGUGUUGCUAGCACAGGACAUACCAGGGGUCAACAAUGCCAUGCCAUCACCGUACCUCCCAGAAGAGGUCCUCUGCAGCAGACGUGUCAUGUAUGCGGGACAGGCUAUAGCGCUGGUGAUUGCAGGUGUGUCAUGUAUGCAGGACAGGCUAUAGCACUGGUGAUUGCAGGUGUGUCAUGUAUGCGAGACAGGCUAUAAAGGCUGGUGAUUGUAGGUGUGUC
Dreissena polymorpha is the source of this 2238-nucleotide messenger RNA. Its product is annotated as xanthine dehydrogenase-like. NCBI's taxonomy places the organism in Eukaryota, Metazoa, Mollusca, Bivalvia, Myida, Dreissenidae. The transcript has 17 exons. Gene Ontology annotation, molecular function: FAD binding; oxidoreductase activity; 2 iron, 2 sulfur cluster binding. The record is from RefSeq and is a predicted model, not a curated record. The coding region runs from base 99 to 2171 and encodes 690 amino acids.